This is a messenger RNA of Poecile atricapillus (Black-capped chickadee), 3585 nucleotides long. Its product is annotated as GAS2-like protein 3. Gene Ontology annotation, cellular component: actin filament. The transcript is spliced from 11 exons. Bases 272 to 2407 code for a protein of 711 amino acids. The record is from RefSeq and is a predicted model, not a curated record. Gene Ontology annotation, molecular function: microtubule binding; cytoskeletal adaptor activity; actin filament binding. Gene Ontology annotation, biological process: actin crosslink formation. Lineage: Eukaryota; Metazoa; Chordata; Aves; Passeriformes; Paridae.
ACAGAACAGCACGGCACAGGACAGGACAGCACGGCACAGGACAGCACGGCACAGCAGAGUGGCUGACUACUUGAAGGUGGCAGAUCUGGGUCUUCUCAUCCUGUGCCUCUUGCAAAAUAAAAGGAAGGGGAAAGAUAUCACUUGGAGUGUCUCUGAUAAGGUCGGAGAAGUGCUAGCAGUCCUGAUACAAGGAAGUGUCUUCAGCUGAAACCAAACUGGUUGCUCAUUUGCCAGUCGUAGAGGAGCAGAAACUAAUGUAAAGCAGGUGACCAUGCAGAAUGCGGUUCAGGUGUGGUUUGGAGAUGAGCUUCCCUUGAGCCCCCGAAGUCCUCUGACUCCGAGACAUGGGCCGGGUUUGGCAGAUGUGUGCCUGUACGACCAAUGGAUAUCUGUGCGGCAUGAAGCCACUUUGGUGCCUAUGCAAGAGGAUCUCUCAAUCUGGCUCUCUGGCUUGCUGGGAAUGGAAGUCAAAGCAGAACAACUGCUAGAAGAACUUGAUAAUGGGGUACUGCUUUGCCAACUGGUUGAUGUUCUUCAAAACACAGUUAAAAAAUGUUGUAGCACAAAUAACUUAAGGAAUUUUCCUAUGAGAAAAGUUCCAUGUAAGAAGGAUGCUCCAUCAGGAUCUUUUUUUGCAAGAGAUAAUACAGCCAACUUUCUUAAGUGGUGUAGAGCCAUUGGAGUUGAUGAGACAUACCUCUUUGAAUCUGAAGGCUUAGUGUUGCACAAGGAUCCAAGACAAGUGUAUCUUUGUCUGCUGGAAAUUGGGCGCAUUGUAUCCGGGUAUGGAGUUGAACCUCCUGUACUUGUAAAACUAGAGAAGGAAAUUGAGCUAGAAGAAACCCUGCUGAUGAACUCUGGGCCACCAUCACCUCCUAGCACACCAAAGUCAUGUUGUCACCAUGGGGAGCUACACGAGGCAGUAAAACAUAUAGCAGAAGAUCCUCCCUGCAGUUGUUCCCAUCGAUUUUCAAUUGAAUACUUAUCAGAGGGACGUUAUAGGCUGGGAGAUAAAAUACUCUUCAUAAGAAUGCUGCAUGGCAAGCAUGUGAUGGUACGUGUUGGUGGAGGCUGGGACACUCUUCAAGGUUUUCUGCUCAAAUAUGAUCCAUGCCGAGUGCUUCAGUUUGCAACUCUGGAACAAAAAAUCCUGGCAUUUCAGAAAGGGGUCACCAGUGACAGUGUCCCCAGCUUGUCAGCUAGAAAUCAGGAGCCUCCUCUUAUGAAUCCAAUGUCAGCUGUCAAUAUGUUUCAAAAGCAGCCAUCAAAAUCUCCUGCUCCUGUUUUAGGUCUUGGGGCCAGUGCCAAGAAGGCUUUAUCUAAAUGUCCUCAGUCCCCUGCCCUGGCAUCACCAAGAGUGCCUGUUACCCCAUCUUCCACUGCCAAGUCAUCAACAGUCAGGUCUAAAUUACAAGGAUCCUCAGCAACAGGUGUGCAGUCUUCUUUCAAACCAUUAGCUGGCACCUCGAAGAAACGGGAGUCUCCUGCAUGCAACUCACCAGCUUCUGCUCUUUCACAGCCUGGAAGCAAAAGUUCUUCAGGUGCAGGAUCAAGAACAGCUCUUGUUCCCUCUGAAACGCUGCGCAAACGUAUUCGGUCCCCUGAUACUGCCAAGGUGAAAUUUGCCCUGCCUCGGGGCUCCCCAGCACCAGCAGCCCAUCCUGUCCUCUCACCCUCUAAAAAACAACCAUCUCUCUUGUCUGGGACAGCUGGAACAACGACUUCAAAACAGAAGUGUGUCCCUGCUAAAUGCAAACCUGUACCUGCCACUAAAACCAAAGCGAAUUUGGUCGCUUCCAGGGCUGCUCGGCUGCCGGUUACAAAUCUGCGCACUGUUGCCAAGUUUGCACAUUCUCAGCAACUCCUUGCAAAACCUCUUGAAAAUGAUAUUCAGAUCUCAGGUGCUGGGUCUCAGCAUCCUCAGAAAGCCCCACAAACAAGUUCUCAUCUUGCAAGGAACUUGAAAACUGCUUCCGAGCUAAAACUUUCUGCUUCUGCACCCUCCCUUGCAUUAAGCAAAGCAUCAAAGUCACCACCUCCAUUGUUACCUACAAGCAAAAAUGUGUCAUCAGCAGGCAGCAAGCAGCCAAAUGCCAGUAAUCCCCCUCAGGUUGGACCCUCUUUAUCCAAACCUGCUGAACGCACACCUUUGUCUGUUGUAAGGCUUCCUCAAACUUCAGCCAAAGCAGCAGUGACCAAAAAGCCAGCACAGCCUUCCACAAAAGGUCAGCAUUCAACCAAAAACUUGCAAACAAACAAAAGCUUGGCCCUAGCAGCCAAGAAGCCACUCCCAAAGGAGCAGGCAUAUAACAAAGGAACACCUGGUGUGUCAAAAGUUCCUCCUCCGAAGAGUAGGCAAGAUGAUCACUAUUUUGUCAUGACAGGGACUAAAAAGCCCAGAAAGUAAACUAAUUUGUUACUUUCUGUGGAAGUCUGUGUUGUUCAAAAGGGCCUCUUGUAACUACUACUCUGAGGACAAGGAAAAAAGUUAAAUAACACUACAUUUGAUAUGAAAUAUUAAGUAUAACCUGCCUUUUGCUGCCUAACUUACUGUAAGAACGGUGUUUAUUUUGCGGUUUAGAAACGUCUAUUUGGACAUGUUUAGAAGUGAGCUUGCUUGCUGUGUAGCACUGUGGAAUGGCAAAUAUCCAUGAUCUGCUGCAGAAAAGUGUGGGAGAAGAAAGGGGAAUUAAGGCUGAAGCUUUUGCAGCAGAACUCUGGUGGUUCUGGCACAUCUGCAUUGAGGUGUGUGGCAAGCAACAGAGCUGUGCACAAGCUGUAAAAUUUCUAAUACCUCAAACAAAACUGUGGGUUUUGUUCACUGGUAUCCCAGAACCCAAAUCUGGGUCAUGUAUUUUGGAAAAAAGAAAUUUCUAGUCUUAUUUAGAUUUGACAGAUGCUGUUGUCAGUGUUCACUGUGCCUCCCCCCCCAGUAUGCCUUAAAGUGGAUUCAGCUCACUUGGAAGUGGAGCUUGGUUUCUUUUAAGCUGGACACCAAUAAUCAUGGCCUUGAUUGCUCACUUUCAUUGUGCCUUUGCCUCUCAAAUUCAGAACAGAACUCUUCAGUGAGCAAUGCUACCUUUAAAAACCAGGGCAGAUAACCUUGCUUGGUCCAUGUUCAAAUCUGACUAGCUUUCCUAGCAAGCUCUUGCUGCAUGGAGAGAAAGUAGUUUCCCAAAGAGGAAUACGGUCUGCAUUUGCCUUUAAAUAUCUUAAAGUGCCAGGAAGCUAUGCAGUGUUUAUACCCAGCUCCUGAAGUCUUUCCAUGGGUUAAACAUUUGUGAUGCUGUACACCUUUACCCUUGAGAAGUGAGCUUCAUGGUAGAUUGAAAACUACUGCCUUUGGGAGUAGUGCUGUUUGGGUUAUUUUGGGGUUAAUGAACAGUUGUCCCUACAGACGCUGAGGAGCUCCGAAGGUCUUUGAAGACACACUGAUGGUUUCCAUAGACCAUCACUUCUGCCCUCCAUUCCCAGUCUAUUUACAGGCAGGAGUGGGUGUCACUGCCAUAGAGGCUUCUAGAUUGUGGAACACAGAAGUCUUUUUUAAAAGGAGAAGAGUUCCAUGGAAUACGUAGUUUCUGUUGU